Monoraphidium neglectum is the source of this 438-nucleotide messenger RNA. RefSeq names its product Protein SYM1. Lineage: Eukaryota; Viridiplantae; Chlorophyta; Chlorophyceae; Sphaeropleales; Selenastraceae. The record is from RefSeq and is a predicted model, not a curated record. Gene Ontology annotation, cellular component: cytoplasm; membrane. The transcript is spliced from 2 exons. The coding region runs from base 1 to 438 and encodes 145 amino acids.
AUGGUGAUGCCGGCCACGCCGACCGCCCCGCUGGCGGUGGCCCUGAAGGUGCUGCUGGACCAGGCGCUGCAGACGCCGCUGGGCUACUGCCUCUUCUUCUCAUCCAUGAAGCUGCUGGAGGGACGCCCGGCGGAGGCGGCGCCGGCGAUCAGGGCCAAGCUGGUGCCGACGCUGGUUGCUAACUGGUACGUGUGGCCGGCGGCGCAGCUCAUCAACUUCACGGUGGUGCCCCUUGACCUGCGCAUCCUGUAUGUUAACGUCGUCAGCAUCGCCUGGACGGCCUUCAUAUCCAACGUCGCCAACAGCGACGCCGCGGCCGCGCCCGCGGCGCCAGACGCGCCGCCCGCCGGCGCGCGGGCGGGGCGGGAGCAGGAGGCCGCGGCGCAGCUGGCGGUGGCGCGCGGGCGCGGCAGGCGCGGGCGCACGGCAGCGCUGUAG